GAGCUGAGAUUGGGCCACUGCACUCCAGCCUGGGCGACAGAGUGAGACUCUGUCCAAAAAAAAUAACCAUCACCAGGAGAAGAAGAUGAUUUAAACAGGCCUAGAGAGUUGGAUCGGUAGCAGGAGUGGGAGCAGAUCCCGGAGCAGAUGGCCUCGUUGCCAUCACACCCCAGGCACUGUCGCCGCCCCUGCAGCCCCCGCCCCGGGGCUGCUCACACCCAGCCUGGUACUGGGGGGCAGUGGCCCCAGCAGAGAAGGUCAUCCCAGCAAAGGUUUUGGGAACAACGGUUCAGGGUAAGGAAUGGAUAUGGUUGACAUGGUUUCAUCAACAGGAAUGACACCAAGGAGGAUGUCUGUUCACCUGACUGCGAUGAAGAAGGAGACGCCCAGGAAGGACCCCGCAGCACAGGAGCUGGGAGGCUGCGGAGUCUGAGGCUGAAGGAGAAACGGGUACAGGGCAGCAAGGGUUCCAGGGCCCAGAUCAGGGUAGUAAACACACGGCCGCGGUAACCAUCCCAGACGUGGGGUCUUCCCCAGAAUCACCCGCAGAAUCACCAGAAUCAUCAGAGUGGGGAAGAGGAGGGAUCACACAGUGCCCCGAAGGCCGGGCCCCACCCCGCCGGCCCCACCGCAGAUGCAGGUGCUCCUUUCCUCCAUGGGAGGCUGCAGGUCUCCAGCCUCGGGGCAGGGAGCAGCGAUGCAGGGGUGCCAGUCGCAGGGGUGACGGACGCAGGGGUGAUGGACACAGGGGUGACAGACACAGGGAUGACAGAUGCAGAUGUGACGGAUGCAGGGGUGACAGACACAGAGGUGAUGGAUGCAGAUGUGAUGGAUGCAGGGGUGACAGACACGAGUGACAGACACAGGGGUGACAGAUGCAGAGGUGACAUGCAGGGGUGACAGAUGCAGGGGUGACAGACACAGGGGUGAGAGAUGCAGAUGUGAUGGAUGCAGAGAUGACAGACGCAGAUGUAACAGAUGCAGGGGUGACAGAGGCGGGGUGACAGAUGCAGGGAUGAUGGAUGCAGGGAUGAUGGAUGCAGGGGUGACAGACGGAGAUGUGACAGAUACAGGGGUGACAGAUGCAGGGGUGAUGGAUGCAGAUGUGAUGGAUGCAGGGGUGACAGAGGCAGAGGUGACAGAUGCAGGAGUGACAGGUGCAGGGGUGACAGAUGCAGGGGUGAGAGAUGCAGAUGUGAUGGAUGCAGAGAUGACAGACGCAGAUGUGACGGAUGCAGGGGUGACAGAUGCAGAUGUGACAGACGUAAUGGUGACAGAUGCAGGGGUGACAGAGGCAGAGGUGACAGAUGCAGGGGUGACAGAUACCAGGGUGACAAGUAGAGGGGUAACAGCCAGGAGUGCAGGGAACGGGGAGACCAGCAGGACAGCAAGUACUGGGGAUGCUGACCACAAUUCCUCACCGAAGACAGCCUAGAGAGGACAGCAAUUAGAGGAUAAAGAAAAUCCACAAGAUGAGACCCAAGGUUAGCAGCCACCUCAGCGUCGGGACCCUGAUUCGGUCGCCCAGACAACCCUAAACCACAAGAUGGAGGCGGCCAAUCUGCCAACUGAGAAUUCUUUGCUCCGAGGCUGAGCAGGGCAGGGCUGAGUCAAUGCCGGCCGCCAUCUCCACCAUCACCCAGUUCAGUCAUCCAGCAAGAAGAACUAGGAAAUUCCAGCCAUACGAAAUGAAUGAGAAGUUGGAGCUGGAGACCUUAAGUGCUUGCUUUUUGUCCACUGACCAGGUAACUAGAACUAUCUGCAUUAUCUGUGUGGCAUGGAGUUUUUAGUAUUUUUACCUAAAGACAUCUCUUUUUGGUAAUAACAAAGUUUUUUUUGAAAACGCCUGGUUUUAGCCAGGCUCAGUGGCUCAUGCCUGUAAUCCCAGAA
This is a messenger RNA of Sapajus apella (tufted capuchin), 1890 nucleotides long. RefSeq lists its product as uncharacterized. The record is from RefSeq and is a predicted model, not a curated record. NCBI's taxonomy places the organism in Eukaryota, Metazoa, Chordata, Mammalia, Primates, Cebidae. The transcript is spliced from 2 exons. The coding region runs from base 1016 to 1435 and encodes 139 amino acids.